Messenger RNA from Asterias rubens (European starfish), 477 nucleotides. RefSeq lists its product as uncharacterized. The coding region runs from base 49 to 477 and encodes 142 amino acids. The transcript is spliced from 6 exons. The record is from RefSeq and is a predicted model, not a curated record. Lineage: Eukaryota; Metazoa; Echinodermata; Asteroidea; Forcipulatida; Asteriidae.
GCUGCUGAGGGUGUGGCAAGUGGGCGAGUGCGCUGCUGUCAUUCCAACAUGGCGGCCACAACGGACGGUCGGAGACGGACGAUAAGCCCUUCUAACGUCAAGUCCUGCGUGGAGAGAGCAGGAAUGGUGGCGAGGAACAAAUACUGCGCUUAUGAGAGGUGUAACGAAGACAUUAUUAAAUUGAGAAGAUUAGCAUGGGCUCAUGGGAAGUACAGCUCCGAAGAUCAAGUAUAUAAUGCAUGCGACCAGUGUAUGAAAACGUUUUGUGACAAGCAUGUAGCAAGUAAUGAACAUCCAUGUUUUUACGCAGGACCAAAUACACACAAUUCCAGAAGCAAAAUGCGGGGAAAGGGGUCACCACCACAGGAAGGUUUAGAAUGCGUCAGGGAGAAUCAAGUAUGCGUGGAUAAAGAGGUCUCUGGCAGCUCAGUGAUUGGGAAUGAAGACAUGGUGCCGCGCAACCUCAAAAGCGUCUGA